Durusdinium trenchii is the source of this 1107-nucleotide messenger RNA. Lineage: Eukaryota; Dinophyceae; Suessiales; Symbiodiniaceae. The record is from the annotation of a GenBank genome assembly.
AUGUCAACCACGGCUGAGGAAUCAGCAAUUGAUGCUGCCCUGGAAUCAGCAAUUGAUGCUGCCCUGGAUGGUAUGGAGUUGGACGCGGAGGAAGACGCAGAUCAAGUCGAUUUGAGUGGUGUGUCAGCAGCCAACCAGGAGCAACCACCGGCAGCAACCAGUGAAGUCAACCCAGAAGCGUCACCAACUGUUGUUGAAACCAGCCUGCCCAAUGCAGACACAUUGGGACCUAUGGAUGCAAUACCCAUAGGAAUCUACCUCGCAAUUGGACAUUGGCUUCCACCUGCACUGGCAGCGGGAGCUUUGAGCUUGCUGCUGACUGUCGACUUCCUAUUCGCCUGUGAGAUUGAGAAGUUCAAGCAGCGGAUGUUGGUUGAUCACGUCCUCGACAGGGAUACCUGCUUGUUUGAAGACUUGACCAAAAUGACAAGCCAAACUGAGCGCAAAUGCGUUCGCCACCAGAGAGCUUGUGAUCUGCCUCAAGACCUGUUUGGUUUCGUGUCGGGCUUCAGUUGCAAAUCUUUGUCCAAACUCCAGAAUGAUGCAUCGCUGAAAAAAGCCAUGUCAAACAAGAACCAGGACUCAACUUCCUAUCGUACAUUCAAGGGCAACCUGGAUGUUCUCAACUAUUCCAGGCCAAUGUGGGUGGCAUUGGAGAAUGUUGACGUGGGAGAUUGCAGUGAUGAUGACAGCAACGGCGCAGUCAUCUCCAAGCUUUUAAAGGAGACUGGAUAUCAUACACGCAUGGUACUGUUGGAGGCAUGUCAGUUCGGGCUGCCACAGCGUCGAGUGCGCCUCUUUAUUUUGGGUGUCCACAUUGAACGAGCUCAAGCAGAGUUGAUGUCUUCUCCAGAGAACAUUCUCAACGAAUUGGUGACCAUCUACCUACCUGCCAUGAAGUUGUCAUGUCCAUCAGUGGACUUCUUCCUUCGACCACAUGAUGAUGAUGACAUCGUAGAUGAACUGCACCGCCGACAAGACAAGUUCCCUGCCACCAUCAUCAGCGCAUUGGCGAUUGGAUUUCUAUGUUGUUUGCAAUUCCCAACGGAACAGGACGAUCAAGACAUUGGCGAAAUUGAGGCCUUGUUGAACAGGUGCCUUGUUUGA